AUGUUUCUUACCAGCCCACCAAACAGAAUUUUCCAUUAUGAGGUCCUCCAAUGGUCGGCCGUUCAGGCCCGUACCGCCCACCGACUUGAUGCAGAGGCCCAGUUCCCCCCUCCCGGUAUAUCACAUACAGCAGCCGCUCAAAGGUCAGAGGUGAUCAGCUCCAUGUUGGAUUUACGCCGCGAUACGUUUCGGACUUUGGUGACGAAGGCUACUUAUAUGGGACGUUUCGAUCCCUCGAAAGGAGAGAAACACCAUGCAUAUAGGGAUGCUGGAAACAUCUUCUACGAUAUCCCGAAGAAUAAUCCACUGAACAUUCAUUGGGACCCGGCCCCAUCACCAGAAGACGGACCUGCUCUAUCAGCUGGAGCAACCAGAGACAAGUCGCUCCUCCCGGCAGAGAUUGGCGCCAUAAUUGGAGCAUACCUCUUCUGCGCCUGCAUCGUUGGGAUACUUCUCUUUGUCCUUGGCCGCAGACUACGCAUUCGGAUCCAGGCCUCCUCCAGAGCUCUUGAUAUAGAAAUGGUCGAGACCACCUUUCCAAAGACGGCAGAGUUUGAGGCCUCGCCUAUCUCGCCUGGUGCCCAGAGAGGACAGAGGAAUUUUUCGUGGCCCUCCCCAGAGAACGACACGAAGAACCCAUACAUCUUUCCCAGCGUGAACAAAUCGCCUACAACACCCUUGGGUAUCGAAGAUCCGUACGUCGAUACGAGGAUCGUGGAGGCAGACCGUGAGAUGUUGCAACGGGAUUUGGAGGAUAUAUAUGCCCAUGUAAUGGAGCAGGAGGAAGCCAAGGCCAAUGGGGUAAUUUUGAAGGAGAUGCCUCUUCCUCCACAGUUGCAGAAGAUUGGACCAGCACCAAGAAAUCCGCCGGCACGGCACAGCUCAUCUUCUGAGAAAGGUGAGAAAUCUCGCCCUGCGACUCUCGAUAUCGAAGAAGCGAAGUCACAAAAAUCACACUCUCGAACAUCGUCCAUAAUUUCUUCGUUGAAAUCACCCAGACGAAAGGGAAUCAGAGGCAUGCGAAUUUCGUCGCCAAUCUCCCCCCCCAUCUCGGCUACGUCCCCAACAAACAAUGCAUCAGACGAAGAGCCCUUCACGCCACGCUACUACACCCCACCACCACCUCCACCAGUACCCAUAGACCAAGUCCCACAUACUCACUCCCUCAACUUGUCCAUGUCAAGCGGUUCUCCGACUAGCACUCAGGCCGAACAACUAUCGCCCUUCGAACAAGGUCCAAGAUUUGGUCCACGUCAUGGCCCUAAUCCCUACCGAACCUCGGUCCAAAGCCAAGAAUCUGCCAAAUCUCACAGCCGCAACGACCCCGGAUCAGCUACUUCCGCUAAUUCCACCACUCCACUAUUCCUGCCGCCUCCGCCAGCUCGUCAGAUCCAAACUCCCAGCCCACAAUCCAACAGCUCAUCCUCACGUGCUCUCCCAUUCCGUUCUUUUGAGCCAGCCCUUCAAUCUCCGUCUUUCGUUCCUACGACAAAGACUACAGUCCUAGAGCGAAACCUUCCCUCCAAUGGAUUGCACACAGGUGGUCUAAAGACACCCUGGAGUGCUGGAGCUGUGCCGUACAGCCCUUACCAGCCAUUCACGCCCAUGAUACCCAUCACGCCACGCCUAGUGACCAAGGAGGAGCGUAAGGCGAAGAAGAAGAUUGAGGGUCGGACGCCGGUAUCGGAACUGAUCAAGAGCGAGGACGAUCUUUGGGAUUCGGGUUACUAG
Messenger RNA from Drepanopeziza brunnea f. sp. 'multigermtubi' MB_m1, 1731 nucleotides. The record is from RefSeq and is a predicted model, not a curated record. Lineage: Eukaryota; Fungi; Ascomycota; Leotiomycetes; Helotiales; Drepanopezizaceae.